UUUCGCUUUCACACCCAACAAACCAACAACGACGAUGGCUGCCGCACAGCACAAGCCCACUGCCGGAUCUGUCUGCCUUGAACCAAUCACGGCGUUGCUGAGCAACUAUGAAGUGUACACGAUCGUCUCGGCAGUCACCAAUGGCACCUGGUCGCUGGCUGGCGGCUCGAGUGCCCAGCCCGCUCCUGCUGGAAGCGCCUCGGCGCAGCCAACGCACAUCCAAGCCCUGCACACGAUUGCCUACGAGGUCCGACAGUACUUGGCAGAAACGCCAUGCCAUGUGCAAAAUAAGCAAAGCAUUGAGGCUUUUGUCAAGGCCGUGCAGCCAUUCCAGCUCACCAAGGGCGAGAUUCUGCAAUUGAUCAAUCUCCGUCCCGCGACCCUGCCUGCAAUGACACCGCUUGUGGAGGAAAUCGAAGAGCGCUUGACGGAGGACCGGAUAAACCAGUUGCUCGAAUUGAUUCAACAGCUGCUACCAGAGCCACCCACAGAUGCAAUGGAGAUGGAAUGAAACUAUUAAAGCCUGCUUAUUCAGCCCAUAUUAGACGAUUGCACUACUGCACCGCGUGGUCAGACCCGCCAUCUUCACAACAAUCACAGCAUCGUUGUAAUUUUUGCUCUUUUACCUGUAUUUAUACCAUGCUCCAUUUGCA
This is a messenger RNA of Capsaspora owczarzaki ATCC 30864, 653 nucleotides long. RefSeq lists its product as hypothetical. Gene Ontology annotation, molecular function: nucleotide binding. The transcript is spliced from 4 exons. Gene Ontology annotation, cellular component: RNA polymerase III complex. Bases 35 to 511 code for a protein of 158 amino acids. Lineage: Eukaryota; Filasterea; Ministeriida; Capsasporidae. The record is from RefSeq and is a predicted model, not a curated record. Gene Ontology annotation, biological process: transcription initiation at RNA polymerase III promoter.